Pyrus x bretschneideri (Chinese white pear) is the source of this 1610-nucleotide messenger RNA. Its product is annotated as F-box/kelch-repeat protein OR23. Gene Ontology annotation, molecular function: protein binding. The record is from RefSeq and is a predicted model, not a curated record. The transcript has 2 exons. Lineage: Eukaryota; Viridiplantae; Streptophyta; Magnoliopsida; Rosales; Rosaceae. Bases 74 to 1351 code for a protein of 425 amino acids.
AAAAUUUGCAUCUCCCAAAAAAAAAAAAAAAGGUAAAAAGCUCAACGCCCACUGGGAACCCGAAGAGGAAGAAAUGACCCGAUUUCCACCUCCAUCUCCUCCUCCUUCUUCUUCCUCUUCGCUAUUGAUUCCGAUCGACGAAUCCCUAACCCUAAUUCCCGGCCUCCCAAACGAUGUCGCUGCGCUGAUCCUCUCCUUCAUCCCCUUCUCCCACCAGGCCCGUCUCCGACCCAUCUGCAAAUCAUGGAGGCUCUUCCUCUCCUCCAAAACCCUAAUCGCCCUCCGCCAGACCCACCACCGCAGCAACCUUUCCCACCUCCUCUGCAUCUUCCCCCAGGACCCCUCCGUCGCCGCCCCUUACCUCUUCGAUCCCCGAACCCUAGCCUGGUGCCCCCUCCCGCCCAUGCCCUGCAACCCCCACGUCUACGGCCUCUGCAACUUCACCUCCCUCUCCAUUGGGCCCCAUCUCUACGUCAUCGGCGGCUCGCUCUUCGACACUCGUUCGUUUCCGAUCGACCGCCCCUCGCCGUCCUCCGCGGUCUUCCGAUUUGACUUCAGCACUUCCUCGUGGGACUUCCUCGCUCCGAUGCUCACGCCGCGUGGAAGUUUCGCCUGCGCCGCAGUUCCAAAUUCGGGAGAGAUUCUCGUCGCUGGCGGCGGAUCCCGGCACACUCUGUUCAGCGCGGCUGGAAGCCGAAUGAGCUCAGUCGAGCGGUAUGACAUUGGUAGAAAUGAAUGGGUUGCAAUGGACGGGUUGCCAGGUUUUCGGGCUGGGUGCGCGGGGUUCUUUGUUGGGGAUGGCGAGGAGAGGGAGUUCUGGGUUAUGGGUGGGUACGGCGAGUCCAGAACAAUAUCAGGGCUUUUUCCGGUGGACGAGCAUUACAGAGAUGCCGUGGUAAUGGAAUUGAAGAAUGGGAAUGGUGGUUGCAGGUGGCGAGAGGUUGGAGAUAUGUGGGAAGCAGGGGAGAGGAUGAGACUGGGCAAAACUGUUGUCGUGGAAGAUGGCGAUGAUCGCGGUCGACCUGCUGUUUUCAUGCUUGAUCGGAAUGUUAUAUUCAGAUACGACAUGGCUUCAAACCGUUGGUGUGAGGAGUCACGUCUACCAAGACAGGUCCCAUGCAACUCAGAAUUUGGAUUCGUUGUAUUGGAUGGAGAGUUGCAUGUAAUAACCCUUUUGAAGGCAGUUGAACCAGCAGAAAUCCGGAGGUCACGACUGCGUCAGAGAGCAGGAACACUUUACAUCCAAAUCUACCAUCCAAAGAAGAAGACAUGGAGAUCUCUCAUAACAAAGUCACCUUUCCAUUACGGCUUGGAUUUCAAUACUGCAGUUAUGAGCACCAUUCGCCUGUGAAUCUCGAUUCUUAUUGCUUGUACUUGUGUUGAUAAUUGUACCGAUUGAUGUGCAGCGCCGUCUAUAUUGGUUCUCUGGGGUCAUUGCUGCUAGUAUAUUUGUAUAGUCUUGAAUGUACAGCAGACCGAGAUAAAUAAAUUAACUGUUAGUGAAGUGGUCAUUAGUUAAGGUGGAAUACAUUUGGGUUUCAUAUAUUUGUAUUUUUUUUUCAGAGAACAGAUAUAUUUAUAUAUGUAUACCAAGACGUGUUAUAUAGGUU